Molecule: messenger RNA, 445 nt
Organism: Hyphopichia burtonii NRRL Y-1933
Lineage: Eukaryota; Fungi; Ascomycota; Pichiomycetes; Serinales; Debaryomycetaceae
Exons: 1
Coding region: 224-403 (59 amino acids)
Cellular component (GO): mitochondrial inner membrane
Source: RefSeq, a predicted model, not a curated record
AUAAAACAAAACAAAAUAAAAAAAAUAAUAACAAAAAGUCGUUUGCUGGUCAAAAAAUAUAAAACACCCAUACACCAAAGAAACGAGGAAGUGCACCUACCAAUAGCCUUUCGUUCUCGGGCCCAUACACCAGACGCUACUUUUCGACCAACCAAAACUCGCAGUUUUAUAAUCUAAAGCCAUUAAUACAUACCUACUAAAAUUAUUCAAUCACUAUUGUAUAAUGGCUGGUCAUAUUGCAAGAUAUAUUCGUCAUGCUCCAGUAGCACAUCCUCAUGUGGAUGCCAAAAUCAAAUGGGCAUCCAAGUUCUUGGGAGCCACCAUGUGGUUUUACAUUUUUUAUAGGGUUAAAGAAGAUGGACCAGUAAUGUUUGGUCAAAAAUUACCAUUUGAACAUCAUUAAAUUUAUAUAAAAUUAAUACAUUAUUUAUUUACUUGAAGCAAA